AUGCCCGAUAAGGAGAGAAAAUCACCGAUUGGAGGCAAACAUAAAGAUCUACGUCGACCUAAAAUCAACCACAGGAGACGACUUGAUUCAAUUAGACGCUUUCUUUAUUUCAAUAUUUUGCCACUCGAAAUUCGUACCGAAAUAUGGGAAUAUUCGUUACCUGGCUCCAGAAUGCUUUGUCCUAGGGAUCCGCCAGAGCCUGAGAGAGAGACAUAUACGAGAAGGAGUUCUUUGGCUUAUGGAACAUUUGACCAACCUCCACCUAAUAGUCAGGUUAUUUAUAGUCAGACAAGUCUAUACUUUCCGAGACAUCACCAGGCUAUGAAACCCGCUGCUCUGGACGUUUGCCGUCGAGCAGGAAAGUUGUGGGGAUGGGUAGAACGAGAGACCUCUGAUGUGGUGAUAUACCCAGCACCAGAAGUCAUUGCAGACUUAGAGCGCGUCACGCGGCUCGCAUAUAAAUAUACAGGUGGAUGGGCUGAUUAUGACGAACUUUUGGUAAGUCCUCAUGGCAACGGUCCCAUUUUAAGGAAGGAGCUCGCGAUUUUCAAGGGCCUAGAGGAAGUUCUUCUAAGCCAUGCCCCCGAAGAAGUCUCAAACUAG
This is a messenger RNA of Glarea lozoyensis ATCC 20868, 603 nucleotides long. RefSeq lists its product as uncharacterized. Lineage: Eukaryota; Fungi; Ascomycota; Leotiomycetes; Helotiales; Helotiaceae. The coding region runs from base 1 to 603 and encodes 200 amino acids. The record is from RefSeq and is a predicted model, not a curated record. The transcript is spliced from 2 exons.